AUGGCCAUCCUCAAGUCUAACAUGCUCUUCGACCACAAAAACUCGGCCGAGGCCGUGUCCCCUGACCCCUCAUCUGCGGUCAACGUCGAGAUGACGGCUGAUAGAAAGACACCCAACGCCGAGGUCGUUGAUGCUGGUAUCGACCAUCUGAAGAGCCAUGUUGCGCGCGACAACGUCCAAACUGGCGUGCAGAAGAUCCAGGCUGUGACCUUAACCUGGUCAAGAACAUCGAUGUUUUCAAUCCUCUGCCUUCUUUGGCUUGUCACCUUGGCCAAUGGAUUCCGGACAGCCAUCUUCUACAGCUUGACCCCUUAUGCCACCAGUGAUUUCCAAAAUCACUCGCUCUUACCCACUAUCAACAUCGUCUCCGGCGCCAUAACUUCCGCAUUGUAUAUUCCGGUCGCUAAAUUGGUCGACGUCUGGGGCCGUGCCGAAGGCUGGAUGUUCAUGGUCGGCUUGUCGACCGUGGGGCUGGUCAUGAUGGCCGCAUCCAGAAAUAUCGAAACGUACUGCGCCGCCGACGUCUUCUAUUCCGUCGGAUUUGCUGGCAUGAACUAUAUCCUCUGCGUCCUCGCAGCCGAUGUCACCAACCUCAGGAACCGCGGCAUUGCCUUUGCCUUCACCUCCUCCCCGUACAUGAUUACCGCCUUUGCGGGAUCAAAGGCUGCCGAGAAGUUUCUACAGAACGUUCACUGGCGCUGGGGAUUUGGCGCUUUCGCUAUCAUCAUCCCCUGUAUCGCCUCCCCAGUCUACUUUGUUCUCAAAGCCGGGCUGAAAAAGGCUGAACAACAAGGGAUCAUCCAGCUCAGCGAACGUAGUGGUCGAACUCUAAUACAGAAUAUCAAGCAUCACUUCUUCGAGUUCGAUAUUCUUGGGGUCAUCCUUCUCGCCGGAGGGUUUACCGUCUUCCUCCUGCCCUUCACCUUGGCGUCUACCGCCCGCAACGGCUGGAAGACAGACUACAUCGUUGGCAUGAUAGUCACGGGCUUCGUUCUGAUUGUCCUAUUCGGUCUUUAUCAGGCCUACUGGGCCCCUCAACCAUUUUUGAAGCACGAAUUUCUCACCGACCGCACCGUUAUCGGCGCCUGCCUACUCGACGCAACGUAUCAAAUGUCUUACUACUGUUGGAACAGUUACUUUAACUCCUUCUUACAGGUCGUCAGCAACCUCGACGUUGCGGAGGCAGGUUACGUUGGGAGUACUUUCCAGGUCGUUUCGGGAGUCUUGCUCUUCCUUGUGGGGUACAUCAUCCGUCGGACUGGCUACUUCCGGUGGCUGUUGUUUAUCGGCGUGCCAUUAUACAUCUUCGCCCAGGGCCUGAUGAUCCACUUCCGGCAGCCCAACCAGUAUAUCGGCUACAUCGUCAUGUGCGAGAUCUUCAUCUCGGUCGCCGGCGCCACCUUCAUCCUCAUCAUGCAGCUCUCCGUCCUCGCCGCCGUCGACCACCAGCACGUUGCCGCCGCCCUGGCCGUGCUCUUCGUCUCGGGCGGCAUUGGUGGUUCCGUCGGCAACGCCAUCUCAGGCGCCAUCUGGACCAACACCUUCCUCCUCGCCCUGCAGCGCAACCUCCCGGAGGCCGAGCUCCCCAACAUUACCAUGAUUUACUCGAGGCUGCAGACCCAACUCAGCUACCCGGUCAACUCGCCCGAGCGGAUUGCCAUCCAGGAGUCGUAUGGCUAUGCCCAGACGCGCAUGUUGGCCGCGGGCACGGGUCUGAUGGCGCUGAACUUUGCUUGGGUGGCUAUGAUUCGUAAUUACAAUGUGAAGAAGAUGACCCAAACUAGCGGAGUGGUGUUCUAG
Molecule: messenger RNA, 1800 nt
Organism: Chaetomium globosum CBS 148.51
Lineage: Eukaryota; Fungi; Ascomycota; Sordariomycetes; Sordariales; Chaetomiaceae
Exons: 4
Coding region: 1-1800 (599 amino acids)
Biological process (GO): transmembrane transport
Molecular function (GO): transmembrane transporter activity
Source: RefSeq, a predicted model, not a curated record